GGGUUUUGAUCGGCACUGACAUUUCCACAACCUCAUCUUUAUAUCUGAAGGGUUUUUAUUGUAUUAUUAAUUUGUAUUUUUUUACUGACAUCUACAAAUCGGAAGGGAAAUUUCUUACCACAGUUCCAGUAGUUCUCAAGGGGAUGAUUAGCACAAUUAUUCACCACAAACAGAAGAGUUUGAGGAAGACUCCUGUAUAUAUUUACGGGGAAAAAAAACUUAACCUUUGCCUCAACUGUUUUCACACACUGGGCCUUCGACGUGAACAGUAUUGUAUUUAAAUAACCUGGUCUAUGACUGGUUCCGAGCAUUCUGGAAACACAUAUGGACUGCAUUUAUAUAAUGACAUAAUGACAAUUAUUUAUUGUGAUGGCAUAACAUUCAUACUUCAAUAAAGGAAUAAGUGAUCGAAAAGUUUGUGCAUCACCCAUCCGACCCCCCCCCUCCCCUUACAUUUUAAAAAAUGUAAUUGUGCAUUUGUGCUUUCUUGGCUUGUAAUUCGUGUAAAUUGCAUUUACAUCUGAAAGCUCUUCCCCAUUGACCAAUCUCUUCCAUCACCUUUAAAAAUUAUCAGAGGUGGUAAAUCCAGGUUAGGUCAGUGAAAUUCCUGCUCAUGUAUUUGUUGUUCCAGUCACCUAGAUUUGCCGCACUUCUUCUCCCGGAGGUCGAUUAGUAAAAUCAGAUUGCUGAGUUCAUGGGUGGAAGGAACGAAUGAGAGUAGUUCUUUCUGACCCCUGGACUUUCCACCACUGAAAAUGAUCUUCCCAUAAUCAUUUUGCAUUUUACAAUAAUUACAUUCUGACGCGUGCAUACAUCACUAUACGCAUUUUCUAUACACUUACACCAUUUGUACCGCAUUUUAACUUUGUAAAUAUGCAAGUUACGCGUAAAAACACAUAAUCCGUAUAAUAGACACAACUGCGCAUGCGCCUUUGCCCAAAGGCAUUCAGAAAAUCUGAAAAGCCAGGCCAACGGGUUGGCCUCGGUUUUGGACCCCAGUCACGAAAUUCGGCAGCAGAAGUUACAAACAAUGCUGAAGACGUGGAAGACAAGACGCCACGGAGAACAGACUUCCCUACUGUCCGAUAAGUAAAAUAAAAUAUCCCUCUCUCCCUGUCUCCUCCCUGCACCUGCUGGUUCCUCCACUCCAACUCCUCUCUGCAGCCAUGUGGCAAGUGCUGCAGCAGCAAGAUGCGUUGCAUUAUGGGAAACUGGAGGAGUUUGUGUCCCUGGUGAUGGAGACAUUCCCAGAGCUGCUGAGUGAGAGCCAGAGGACAGAGCUCACUCUGGGGCUGCAGCAGUUUGGCUGUAAAACUGACCCAGCCCUGGAGGUUCUGUUGUGGGAGUUCCUUUCCAGACUGGAUCAGCUGCUGCCGGUACCAGAUCUCAAACAGACAGUGUCCUGGCUCAGUGCUGCCCCCUCUGUCCUGGAGGUCUGUGUGCAGUCUGUUUCUUACACAGACAAACUGAAGACCCUUCUCAGCCACCACAGAAGUCUUGGACAGUUGGACCUGAAUGUAACACUUCCCUCAGUUGAGGACUGCAAAUUGACCUCUAUUCCCUACUCUCCCUCUCGAAGAGUGGUGGAUUUCACCCAACCGACAAACACCAAUAUCCAAUCGGAAUCCACAACUGAGUUCAUGAACUUUAUAAGCCCCACCUAUUUAAGUGAAGACAUAAAAGCAGAAUCUGUGAUAGACAGCUCAAAUUUUGACGGGGUGGAGCCAAGGACGAGUGUGAACAGAUGUGAAGACAUGGAGGAGAGCACAGAGAGGAAGACUGGAAAUUUGAUGAGCAGAGAGCAAAGAGACGUACUGACGAACAUGAAGGAGGAGGAAGAUGAUUUGGAGAGGCAGAGUGUGAACAUGGUGAGGGAAGAUGGUGUGGGAGAUGAAGAGGACCAUUGGAAAGAGGAAGAAAAAGAGAGGGACGAACAGACACAAGGACACAUAACUGACAAAUUGGUGCAGAACAGAGUCAACUCAGAACAUGGACUGCAGGAAGGGGAGGAGUUGUUUACUCUGGCCACUUCCUGUUUGCUAAAGCAGCCUAGAGUGCUGAUUCACAGGCUAGAAAUUGCCAGUAGUUCAGUCCCUGUGUCAUCACUUCCUCAUCUCGGGGCUGAUAAAAGAGAUCACGGAGUGAGAUCUCCAUGGAUACAGCAUGAGGUCUCACCACUGAGAGGAAACGGAUCUCUGAGACAGAAGAAGGGUCAGGUCGUGACCCGGAAGAGGAAGACAGUUGGCCAGUUGGAGAGACCCCUGGAAGUGCUGCCAUCUUCAUCAAUGGAUGGGAUCUGUGCUGAAGCCUCCUUUAUUUCUCCUGUCAUCUCCUCCCAGAACAAAAACAUAUAUUCUGAUCGCACAGGACAAGCUGCUGAGGUGUCGUCUCAGGUCUUUGCCUGCUCCCAGUGCCCGUUCGUUCACACAGAGGAAGUGAAUCUUCAGCAGCACAUAGAGAAGGUUCAUCCAGAGGAGCUCAGUAGCACUCUGGGGUCCCAACAACCUCCCAGCAGCACACAUCAGCACCGCACCCCAACUAAGACACACCCUACCCUGACACAGUCCCACACAGGCACUCCAGGGGCCCACACAUGCUCCCAGUGUGGGAAGAGUUUUAGUUGUAUGAGUAAUUUGAAUAAACACCAGCGAACUCAUACAGGGGAACGUCCGCACCGCUGCCCCCAGUGUGGAAAGAGUUUCAAGGAGUCAUGUAGUCUAAAGGUACACCAGCGAUCUCAUACAGGGGAACGUCCUUACCACUGCUCCCAGUGUGGGAAGAGUUUCACUCGUUUGAUUUAUUUGAAGAUACAUGAGCGAACCCAUACAGGCGAACGCCCAUACCACUGCUCCCAGUGUGAGAAGAGCUUUUCUCGGUCAGAUCAACUAAAGCUUCACCAAAAAACUCAUACGGGCGAGCGGCCAUAUCACUGCUCCCAGUGUGGGAAGAGUUUCACUCGUUUGAUUUAUUUGAAGGUCCACCAGCGAACCCAUACAGGGGAACGUCCAUACCACUGCUCCCAGUGUGAGAAGAGCUUUUCUCGGUCAGAUCAACUAAAGUUACACCAAACAAGUCAUACUGGCGAGCGGCCUUAUCUCUGCUCCCAGUGUGGUAAGAGUUUCCCUCAGCUGAGUAGUCUGAAGCUACACCAGCGAACUCAUACAGGGGAACGCCCGUACCACUGCCCCCAGUGUGGAAAGAGUUUCCCUCAGUUGAAUAGUUUGAAGUUACACCAGAGAAUUCACACGGGGGAACGACCAUACCACUGCUCCCAGUGUGGAAAGAGUUUCCCGCAGUCAAGUCGUUUGAAGCUGCACCAGCGAACACAUACAGGCGAGCGCCCGUACCACUGCUCCCUGUGCGAGAAGCGUUUCAAUAAAUUGAGCAAUUUGAAGAAACACCUGCGGAUUCACACUGGGGAACGUCCUUACCACUGCUCCCAGUGUGAGAAGAGUUUCAGCCAAUCAAAUUCUUUGAAGCUGCACGAGGAAAGCCAUACAGGAGAGCAUCCGUACCAGUGCUCCACUUGUGGGAAGAGUUUUCGCCAUUCGCUUAGUCUGAAGGUACACAAGCAAACUCAUGAAGGGGUAAGACCUUACCACUGCUCCCAGUGUGGGAAGAGUUUUACUCAGUCACACAGUCUGAAGGAGCACCAGCGAACUCAUACAGGUGAGCGCCCGUACCGCUGCUCCCAGUGUGAGAAGUGCUUCAGCAGUUUACAAUCUGUAAAAAAACACCAGCAGAUUCACACGGGAGAGCGUCCGUACUCCUGUUCCCAGUGCGAGAAGAGCUUUGUUCAGGCGUCUCAGCUGAAACGACACCUGCAAACACAUACAGGUGAACGGCCGUACCCUUGUUUGCAGUGUGGGAAAAGUUUCAGCAGGUCAGAUAAUCUGAAGCUACACCUGCAAACUCAUACAGGGUGAACACCUGUUACACUGCUCCCAGUGUUUUACUCAUUCGUGUUAUGUGACCGUACACCUGGGACACCACACAGGAUUGGGCCUAUUCCUAUUUGGUUUUUGAAUUUUUGGCACAUUCUUGGAUUACUUUGGGACAAACACGCUGUGGUUUGGUUAUUUUUAUACUUCCAUUUCUUUGUGUGACUGUGAACUUGCCCACGUCUGUAACAUUUGUUAUUCUUUUAAGGAUGAACCUCGUCUUUAGAUUAGAUGUAAAUAUUUGUUAAAAUUUAAUAAGAAAUCUUAAUUUUUAUCUGGUUGUGAGUUGUACAUUUUGAUAAAGGUUGAUCGUCAGUUUGCUCUGCCUAUCAAUCAAUUCUGCGAUUUAAUUUAUAAUUGAUAGCUUUGAUAAUAAUUGGCAAAUUAAAUCAAAUCAAUAUAUUUUGCAGGAAAAAAUGUAAUGUGUUUAUGUUUUAUAUUAUUGUGCUUUGCUUUACUCAAUGACAGAAACAGUUCCACUCUUUACUGUAUCCUCUAUAUUUAAAUUAUGUAUAAUAUAUACUCUGUGGUUUUCUGUGAGAUGUUUACCUAUUUUAUGUUGUAAUUGAGACCUACGCAACCAAUUCAUUUUCUUCCUUCCGAUUCCAGCCCCCCAGUCUCCCAGCACCAACGCGUGUUUUGUAUUCUGUAUAAGUGUCUACCUGUUUCAUCAUCACCCCAGUAUUUUCACCAGUCUUCGUGCGUAUGAGAUUUUAUAUAAAUCUUAGCCUCAGCUCUUCGUAGAGGAGCUUGUAUAAUCUAUGUCUUGGAGCUUUAGUGCCAGUUUGGCCAGUAUAUCUACCUCUUCAUUUCCCUCUACAGUACACCAAAAUGGACUGGCACCCACAGGAAACAAGUGUAUGUACCAUUUGUUUGUAAUCUAUACAGUAUGUCACGCUGUUACACUUGGCAAAGUAUAAAAUUACUUGUGAUGAAACAUUCAAAAUAAAAGCUCGGGCGCAUUCGUCAAAAUACUGAGUUUCUUCUAGCUUUACAUCUAGCAUUUACAUAAAGGCAAUGGGUUUCACCAUUUGUUUGAAAAAUCCGUUGACACAAUUUUGGCGCAAGGAACAUGUUCUGUAAAUGGGGUGUUUCAGGCAAAUGUCAUUUUUGGCACCAAGUUAAGAAAAAGAUGCCUAAAUCCAUCGACAGAUGCAUUUGCGAACACGGUCCGUUGAGUUUGAUCCAACGAUAAAGAAAAAUAUAUUCUGGCUUUUAUAUUGAUUUUAUUUCCACUUUGGUAUCACGGAAGUCACCCUACUUUUAAUUACACGUUGCUACUUGUGCGCAUGCGUUCGUACAACUGGACUUCACCUUGGUGUGUUUUAAAAAAGCAGCUAGGUUGUUUCUUCUGAACAGUUCCAAUAUUUUGCACGUUGAUGGGAACACUGAGCAUUACAGAAAGGCGAAGCGGAGCAACACUUCCCUCCAUAGAAGAGUUCAAGCUGACCUCCAUGUCCCGCCCUCCCUCUCGAAGAGUGGUGGAUUCUACCAAGCUGACGAACAGCAAGAGCCAAUCGGAAUCCGUAACUGACUGCAUGAACUGUUUAAGCCCCUUCAGAUGAACACACAAAGGCAGAAUCUGUGAUGGACAGCUCAGAUUACACAGGGGUAGAGCCAAAGUCCAGUUUGAACAAAUGUGGAGACGUAGAGGAGGGGACAGAGAGGAAGACUGAAUAUCUGAUGAGUGGAGAGCAACAGGACGUACUAACCAACAUGAAGCGGGAGGAAGAUUGGGAAAGGCAGAGUGUGAAAAUGGAGAGGGAGGAUGACAUGAGAGUUGAAGAGGGACUCUGGAAGGAGGAAGAAAAAGAGAAGGAUGAACAGAUGGAGAGAAAAACAACUGAAGUUGCCCAAACUGACAAAUUGGUGAAGGAUGGAGUAAAAUCGGAGCAUGGACCACAGGAAGGGCAGGAGUGGUCUACUCUGGUCACUUCUUGUCAGGUAAAACAGCCUAGAGUGCUGAUUCGCAGGCUAGAAAUUGCCGAUAGUUCAGUCCCUGUGUCAUCCCCUCUUCGUCCCAUAGCCUGUAAAAGAGAUCAGGAAGCGGGAUUUCCAUGUAGACGGCAUGAGCUCUCACCACUGAGAGGAAACGGGUCACUGAGAGAGAAGAAGGGUCAGGUCAUGACCCGGAAGAGGAAGACAGUUGGCCGGUUGGAGAAACCCCUGAAAGUGCUGCUGUCUUCAUCAGAGAACGAGUAAGAAUGAACGAGGAGCUGGACUGUGUGUCACCAGUGUGUUCAUUAUCACGACAAGUCUUACAUUAAAAAAUGAGCCUUUGUUUGUCUUUUA
Molecule: messenger RNA, 6233 nt
Organism: Anguilla rostrata (American eel)
Lineage: Eukaryota; Metazoa; Chordata; Actinopteri; Anguilliformes; Anguillidae
Product: zinc finger protein ZFP2-like
Exons: 8
Coding region: 1167-3926 (919 amino acids)
Biological process (GO): regulation of transcription by RNA polymerase II
Cellular component (GO): nucleus
Molecular function (GO): DNA-binding transcription factor activity, RNA polymerase II-specific; RNA polymerase II cis-regulatory region sequence-specific DNA binding
Source: RefSeq, a predicted model, not a curated record